AUGAACUCAAUCUAUCUGACAUUCGCUACAUUUUUCUGCAUCGUGGUAGUAGUUGAAUCACAGACAUGUGCCUGGACAACAUGGGGAGCAUGGUCGACGUGCAGUGAUACAUGUGGCAACUGUGGGACUCAACAGAGAACGCGUACAUGCUCACCAGCAUCAACGACUUGCACGUGUACAGGAGAUUCAAGCGAACAACAAGUUUGUGCUCCAGCCAUCUGCAAGUUUCCUAGAACUGCAUGUUGUUCUGGAUCCCCUGCAUCAGUGGAUGGAUUGUUUGAAUGUGCAUAA
Caenorhabditis briggsae is the source of this 291-nucleotide messenger RNA. Lineage: Eukaryota; Metazoa; Nematoda; Chromadorea; Rhabditida; Rhabditidae. Bases 1 to 291 code for a protein of 96 amino acids. The transcript is spliced from 3 exons. The record is from RefSeq and is a predicted model, not a curated record.